This is a messenger RNA of Prunus armeniaca (apricot), 669 nucleotides long. The record is from the annotation of a GenBank genome assembly. NCBI's taxonomy places the organism in Eukaryota, Viridiplantae, Streptophyta, Magnoliopsida, Rosales, Rosaceae.
AUGGGUUCUUCAGGGCAGAGCAGUAACUACGAUCUGUCAUUCAAGAUCUUGUUGAUCGGAGACUCUGCCGUCGGCAAAAGCAGUCUUCUUGUUAGUUUCAUCUCCAACUCUGUUGACGAUCUUGCCCCCACCAUUGGUGUGGAUUUUAAAAUCAAGCUGCUCACUGUAGCUGAGAAGAGAAUUAAGAUGACAAUUUGGGACACAGCUGGACAAGAGAGGUUCAGAACAUUAACAAGCUCUUACUACAGAAAUGCACAAGGAAUCAUUCUUGUGUAUGAUGUGACUCGGAGAGACACCUUUACCAACUUAUCAGAUGUAUGGGCUAAAGAAGUGGAGCUCUACUCAACUAAUAAGGACUGUGCCAAGAUGCUUGUUGGAAAUAAAGUCGACAGAGAAUCUGAAAGGGCUGUAAGUAGAGAAGAGGGGCUUGCUCUUGCAAAAGAUCUUGGAUGUUUGUUUCUUGAAUGUAGCGCUAAAACUAGAGAAAAUGUGGAGCAAUGCUUCGAAGAGCUAGCAUUAAAGAUAAUGGAAGUUCCUAGUCUCCUGGAAGAAGGUUCAACUGCAGCAAAGAGAAAUAUUUUGAAGCAGAAACAGGAAAAUCAAGCACCUCCUAGCGGCGGUUGUUGCUCCCAUGUUAUGAAACCAGAAUUGCUUGUAUUUUUCACAUAA